This is a messenger RNA of Penicillium cinerascens, 1365 nucleotides long. RefSeq names its product ankyrin repeat domain-containing protein. Bases 1 to 1365 code for a protein of 454 amino acids. The transcript has a single exon. NCBI's taxonomy places the organism in Eukaryota, Fungi, Ascomycota, Eurotiomycetes, Eurotiales, Aspergillaceae. Gene Ontology annotation, cellular component: nucleus; cytoplasm. Gene Ontology annotation, molecular function: protein binding. The record is from RefSeq and is a predicted model, not a curated record.
AUGUCACUCAUAAAUCUGCCUCCAGAACUAUUGAACCUCAUCAUCAACAGAUUGGCGGAUAGCCUUGAGGCACGAGUGAGUCCUCUCGUACCGCUCAGGGCCAUCUACUCGCUAAGUCAUACCUGCCGAACCUUUUGGGAGAACUUCAUCUGGCGUUUGUACCGGUACGAUGCUCAGCGACUAAGAAGCUCAGCUCUUAUUUGGUCAGCAGCCAAGGGCGUCAUGACCACAGCGGAGCAGUCUCUCGCUCAGGGGGCUAGCCUGCUUGCAACGAACCAGCAUGGUCAGUCUCCGCUGUGGCUCGCUGCCCGUAACGGGCAUGAGGCCAUGGUUCAAUACUUGGUCCAACAAAAUGGCGAUGUUCAGUUUCGAAGCCCAAUUGGAAUCACACCACUCGCAGUCGCUGCACGUGAAGGAUAUGUCAGUAUCGUCCAAUUGCUCAUCCGGUUUGGAGCAGAUCCCAACACUGAAUCUAACGACCACGCAUCACCUCUUUUGUGGGCCACCCGGAGCGGAGAAGUGGAGACAGUCAAAGCCCUUCUACAAUUGGGAGCCGAAGAUCCCAAGGAUGACCCUGGCAAUUUUUGGCGAUGGUCACUGGCUGCAUACCGCUCCGGGGCAUGGAAGCACCUGCCCGAGAUAUGGGGCAUGCAGUUGCUUGGUCUUGAACUAUCUGAUGAAAGGCUCUUGAGCGAAGACGCUCUGGUUCAUGCCGUUCGUCUUCGCUAUGUGGCCAUGACGAAGCUUUUCCUGAAAGAGUUAAUGCUGGAUCUUGAAAUCGGAGCACAGAAUCAGAACCAGGAGACAAGAACCCCGACGAUUCUGAGCCUUGGCUCUCUCUCCACUGCUUUGUAUUUUGCCAUCUGGCACGGCGAUGAAGAUAUUGUGGAGCUGUUGUUGGAGCGAGGUGCUGAUACCAACACUCUCUACAACCCCUGGAACGUUUUCAGUCUACCAUUGACCCCUCUUACCCUUUCUUUGAAUCGUGGCUUUCUCGGCAUCGCAGAGCAACUCUUGGACCACGGAGCGGACCCGAACUGGGUGAUAUCCACGCCUGACUUGAGCAUGUUAGCAUGGGUGACUCAAAAUAAGCUCGAAACUGUUGUUUUCAAGAUGCUAGAGAAUGGCGCCAACCCGAACCCCUGUGGCGGCGUCCAGCCACUGCUCGUGGCCAUCUGGGCACAGAGCCCGGUGAUCGUCAAGACUCUACUCGAGUUUGGCGCAGACCCUAAUACCCCGGAUCGAUUCUGGUGUAGCGAUGGAAAGAAAUCUCGCUGUUUUAGGAGUACUUUGCCCUAUGCUCGAUGGGUUGGUAAUCAGGACAUUGUGGACUCUCUGGAACAGUACGGAGCAGUUCAUAGUUGA